Numida meleagris (helmeted guineafowl) is the source of this 7084-nucleotide messenger RNA. It is a transcript of the gene CACNA1B, whose product is annotated as calcium voltage-gated channel subunit alpha1 B. The record is from RefSeq and is a predicted model, not a curated record. Gene Ontology annotation, molecular function: high voltage-gated calcium channel activity; calcium ion binding. The coding region runs from base 124 to 6717 and encodes 2197 amino acids. Gene Ontology annotation, biological process: calcium ion import across plasma membrane; chemical synaptic transmission. Lineage: Eukaryota; Metazoa; Chordata; Aves; Galliformes; Numididae. The transcript is spliced from 47 exons. Gene Ontology annotation, cellular component: neuronal cell body; membrane; voltage-gated calcium channel complex.
GCGAUCAAUCCCGACCCCGCAACAGAAGCCCCCGGAGGGAGAAGUGCUGCGCGCUGUGAUGCGUCUUCCUCUCGUCUCGGCUGCCAGAUUGGAUUGUAGCACCCGGCUCCGUGCACUGAGAGAAUGGCUCGGUUCGGGGAUGAUCUACCAACACGCUAUGGAGGUGGAGGGCCGGCCGGGGCUGGAAGAGGGAGCAGCCGGCAAGGUGGCCCCCAAGCCGGCCAAAGGAUGUAUAAGCAGUCGAUGGCUCAGAGGGCCCGGACUAUGGCUCUCUACAACCCCAUCCCUGUCAAACAGAACUGCUUCACAGUCAACAGAUCCCUCUUCAUCUUCAGUGAAGAUAAUGUUAUACGGAAAUAUGCCAAGAGAAUAACAGAAUGGCCUCCAUUUGAAUACAUGAUUUUAGCUACAAUCAUAGCCAAUUGUAUUGUGCUGGCUCUGGAACAACAUUUGCCGGACGGAGACAAGACACCUAUGUCAGAGAGAUUGGAUGACACUGAGCCGUACUUUAUUGGAAUAUUUUGUUUUGAAGCUGGUAUAAAGAUCAUCGCUCUGGGGUUUGUUUUUCACAAAGGCUCUUAUCUCCGAAAUGGAUGGAAUGUGAUGGAUUUUGUUGUGGUCCUCACAGGGAUUCUAGCAACUGCCGGGACCGACUUCGACCUGCGGACCCUGCGAGCUGUCCGCGUGCUGCGGCCGCUGAAGCUGGUGUCGGGAAUCCCAAGUCUGCAGGUCGUCCUCAAGUCCAUCAUGAAGGCGAUGGUGCCCCUGCUUCAGAUUGGGCUGCUCCUCUUCUUCGCCAUCGUGAUGUUUGCCAUCAUCGGGUUGGAGUUCUACAUGGGGAAGUUUCACAAAACCUGCUUCUCUAACGAGACAGGUGAAGAGGUGGGAGAUUUUCCUUGUGGAGAGGAACCUCCUGCCAGGCAGUGCGAGAGUGGGACCACCUGCAGGGAGUACUGGCAAGGGCCCAACUACGGCAUCACCAACUUUGACAACAUCCUCUUUGCUGUGCUCACCGUCUUCCAGUGCAUCACCAUGGAGGGAUGGACCGACAUCCUCUACAAUACAAACGAUGCUGCAGGAAAUACCUGGAACUGGCUUUACUUCAUCCCUCUCAUCAUCAUCGGCUCUUUCUUCAUGCUCAACUUGGUGUUGGGUGUCCUAUCAGGUGAAUUUGCCAAAGAACGAGAGAGGGUAGAAAACCGUCGAGCUUUCCUGAAACUCCGUAGGCAACAGCAAAUAGAACGGGAACUAAAUGGAUAUUUGGAGUGGAUCUUCAAAGCAGAGGAGGUCAUGCUGGCCGAGGAAGACAAGAACGCGGAAGAGAAAUCUCCUCUGGACGGGAGGGCCGCCUCGGAAGGGCCGAUUCAACAAGGCACGGCACCGGCAGAGACUAGCAGCGGCAGCAGCUACAACAUGUUGAAAAGAGCUGCAAUAAAGAAGAGCAAAAACGACCUGAUUCAUGCUGAAGAAGGUGAGGACCAUUUCACAGACAUUUGCUCCGUUGGGUCUCCUUUUGCCCGUGCCAGUUUGAAGAGUGGGAAGAACGAGAGCUCAUCCUACUUCAGGAGGAAAGAGAAAAUGUUCCGCUUCUUCAUCCGGCGCAUGGUGAAAGCUCAGAGCUUCUACUGGAUCGUGCUCUGCGUGGUUGCCCUCAACACGCUCUGCGUCGCGAUGGUGCACUACGAUCAGCCAGAGAAACUCACCACGGCGCUGUAUUUCGCCGAGUUUGUUUUUCUGGGUCUGUUUCUUACUGAGAUGUCUUUGAAGAUGUAUGGGCUGGGGCCAAGAAAUUACUUCCAUUCCUCAUUCAACUGCUUUGACUUUGGGGUCAUUGUGGGAAGCAUCUUUGAAGUCAUCUGGGCUGCAGUGAAACCUGGCACCUCGUUUGGCAUCAGCGUGCUGAGAGCCCUGCGGCUGCUGAGGAUUUUCAAAGUCACCAAAUACUGGAACUCCCUGAGGAACCUCGUGGUCUCCUUGCUGAACUCUAUGAAGUCCAUCAUCAGUUUGCUCUUUCUGCUGUUCCUUUUCAUUGUGGUGUUUGCUCUGCUGGGGAUGCAGCUCUUCGGAGGGCAGUUCAAUUUUAGAGAUGAAACACCAACCACGAAUUUCGAUACCUUCCCAGCUGCCAUCCUCACAGUGUUCCAGAUCCUGACCGGGGAAGACUGGAAUGCAGUGAUGUACCAUGGCAUAGAGUCGCAGGGCGGUGUCCACUCGGGGAUGUUCUCCUCCAUCUACUUCAUUGUCCUGACAUUGUUUGGUAACUACACGCUCCUGAAUGUCUUCUUGGCCAUCGCCGUUGACAAUCUGGCCAAUGCCCAAGAGCUGACCAAGGACGAGGAGGAGAUGGAGGAAGCCACCAAUCAGAAGCUCGCCCUGCAGAAGGCCAAGGAAGUAGCAGAAGUCAGCCCCAUGUCUGCAGCGAACAUUUCCAUAGCCGCUUUUGUAAAGCAAACUCGAGGUACUGUAUCUCGCAGCUCGUCAGUCUCCAGCGUAAAUUCACCCAAGCAGCAGAACUCCUCCAAAUCCAAGUCGGUUUGGGAGCAGCGAACCAGCCAGAUCCGGAUGCACAAUUUCCGAGCCAGCUGCGAGGCGCUGUACAACGAACUGGACCCCGAGGAGCGGGUGCGCUAUGCCACGACCCUACACAUCCGCCCAGACAUGAAGACCCACUUGGACCGGCCACUGGUGGUGGAGCCGAGGGGUGAAGGGAGGAACAACAUCAGCAAGCUGAGCCCUGUGGAUGUGCAGGAGGUGGAGCAGACCAAAGUCAGCUCUACCGAUGGAGCAGAAGCUCCACGGAAGCAUCACCGGCACCGGGAUAAGGAGAAAUUGGGAGAGCAAGAGAAGGGUGAUGUGACCAAAGAUGAGAAUGGGGAAUCUGGCAUCAACAAUAAGGAGGAGAGGCACAGGCAGCACAGAAGCCGCAGCAAGGAGGUGGAAGGGGGCAGCAAGGAAGGGAAAAGUGACCGCACCAGAGGCCAGGAAGGAGGGAAGAGGCACCAUCGCCGGGGGUCGGUGGAAGAAGGCACUGAGAAGGAGCAUCGGAGGCACCGCACACACCGGCACUCUACGGAACGGCAAGGCAAGGAGGGCAACGGGACCAUCAACGGGGCCAGGAGUGAGAGGAGGACCCGCCACCGUGGAGGGUCAAGGUCUGGGAACCGGGAAGGAGAGCCUGGCUCCAAGGGCGAGAACGGAGAGGAACCUCACAGACGGCACCGGUUCAGGAGCAGGGCGUUGUCGACGUACGAUUCAGUGGAGAAGGAGAACAGGGAGAAGGAAGGGGAGACAGCGGAGAAGGAGCACCAGAAUCAUCAGCCCAAGGAGAACCAGUGUGAGAUCGAGGCUAGUGGGAGCGUGAGCAUCCCUGUGCACACCCUUCCCAGCACCUAUCUGCAGAAAGUGCCGGAGCAGCCGGAAGAUGCUGACAACCAGAAGAACGUGACACGCAUGAUUCAGCCACCUCUGGACAAAACCACCACUGUGAACAUCCCCGUCACCAUCACUGCCCCUCCAGGAGAAACCACUGUCAUACCCAUGAACAACGUUGAGUUUGAAAGUAAAACAGAAGAGAAGAAGGACGCUGAUGACCUGACGAAGAAUGGGCCUAAACCAAUCUUGCCUUACAGUUCCAUGUUCAUCCUAAGUCCUACAAACCCGAUCCGGCGUCUGUUCCACUACAUCGUCAACCUGCGCUACUUUGAGAUGGUCAUCCUCAUCGUGAUCGCUCUCAGCAGCAUUGCCCUGGCGGCAGAAGACCCUGUCCAAGCAGAAUCACCGAGGAACGAUGCUCUGAAAUACUUGGAUUAUAUAUUUACGGGCGUCUUUACUUUUGAGAUGGUGAUCAAGAUGAUCGACCUGGGGCUGUUACUCCAUCCUGGCUCCUAUUUCCGUGACCUGUGGAACAUCUUGGACUUCAUUGUGGUCAGUGGGGCCUUGGUGGCAUUUGCGUUCUCAGGAACCAAAGGCAAGGACAUCAACACAAUCAAGUCGCUGCGGGUUCUGCGGGUCCUACGACCACUGAAGACCAUUAAACGGCUGCCAAAACUAAAGGCUGUCUUUGACUGCGUGGUGAAUUCCCUGAAGAACGUCCUCAAUAUCCUGAUCGUUUAUAUGCUCUUCAUGUUCAUUUUCGCUGUCAUUGCUGUGCAGCUCUUCAAAGGCAGAUUCUUCUACUGCACCGAUGAGUCAAAGGAGCUGGAGAAGGACUGCAGAGGUCAGUACCUUGACUAUGAAAAAAAUGAGGUGGAGGCGCAGCCCAGGGAGUGGAAGAAAUACGAGUUCCAUUAUGACAACGUGCUGUGGGCUCUGCUGACACUUUUCACUGUCUCCACAGGAGAAGGGUGGCCAACUGUGCUGAAGCACUCAGUGGAUGCCACCUACGAGGAACAGGGUCCCAGCCCUGGCUACCGAAUGGAAAUGUCUAUCUUUUACGUGGUGUAUUUUGUUGUCUUCCCUUUUUUCUUUGUGAACAUCUUUGUGGCGUUAAUCAUAAUCACCUUCCAAGAGCAAGGAGAUAAAGUGAUGUCAGAAUGCAGCCUAGAGAAAAAUGAGAGGGCCUGCAUUGACUUCGCCAUAAGUGCCAAGCCACUGACCCGCUACAUGCCUCAGAACAAGCAGUCAUUUCAGUACAAGAUGUGGAAAUUUGUGGUGUCCCCUCCCUUUGAGUAUUUUAUCAUGGUCAUGAUUGCACUCAAUACUAUUGUUCUCAUGAUGAAGUUCUAUGAUGCUCCAGAAGCAUAUGAAGAAAUGUUGAAAUGCCUGAAUAUUGUCUUUACAUCCAUGUUUUCAAUGGAGUGUGUGCUGAAGAUCAUUGCCUUUGGUGUGCUGAAUUAUUUCCGAGAUGCCUGGAAUGUCUUUGAUUUUGUAACAGUAUUGGGAAGUAUUACUGAUAUUUUAGUAACAGAGAUUGCGGACAACUUCAUCAACCUCAGCUUCCUGCGGCUCUUCAGGGCAGCAAGACUUAUCAAGCUCCUUCGCCAGGGUUACACUAUCCGCAUCUUGCUCUGGACGUUUGUGCAGUCAUUUAAGGCCUUGCCUUAUGUGUGUCUUCUCAUUGCAAUGCUCUUCUUCAUCUAUGCCAUUAUUGGCAUGCAGGUAUUUGGAAACAUUGCACUAAAUGACGAAACCUCCAUCAAUCGGCACAAUAAUUUCCGUACCUUCCUUCAAGCCUUGAUGCUUCUGUUCAGGAGUGCCACGGGGGAGGCCUGGCACGAGAUCAUGCUGUCGUGCCUGAGCAGCAGGGCCUGCGACCCGCUCUCCGGCCUCACCAAGAACGAGUGCGGCAGUGACUUCGCCUACUUCUACUUUGUGUCAUUCAUCUUCCUCUGCUCCUUCCUGAUGUUGAACCUAUUUGUGGCUGUAAUUAUGGACAACUUUGAAUACUUGACAAGAGACUCCUCCAUCCUUGGGCCCCAUCACUUGGAUGAGUUUGUUCGUGUCUGGGCUGAAUAUGACCCAGCUGCCUGCGGGCGCAUCAGUUACACAGACAUGUAUGAGAUGCUGAGACACAUGUCCCCACCUCUAGGCCUUGGAAAGAAAUGCCCUGCUCGCGUUGCCUAUAAGCGCCUGGUACGGAUGAACAUGCCCAUCUCACCCGAGGAUCUGACGGUCCACUUCACCUCCACGCUGAUGGCCCUGAUCCGCACUGCUCUGGAAAUCAAGCUCGCCUCAGGGGGUGUUAAGCAGCACCAGUGUGAUGCUGAGCUGAGAAAGGAGAUCUCUUUGGUUUGGCCCAACCUGUCCCAGAAGACGCUGGAUUUGCUGGUGCCUCCUCACAAACCUGACGAGAUGACUGUGGGGAAGGUCUACGCAGCGCUCAUGAUAUUUGACUUCUACAAACAGAACAAGAACAGCAGGGAACAAGUCCACCAGCCUCCUGGGGGCCUGUGCCAGCCCGGACCAGUGUCGCUCUUCCACCCCCUGAAGGCCACUUUGGAGCAAACCCAGCCCUCGGCGUUCAGCAGCGCGAAGGCGUUCCUCCGCCAGAAAAGCUCGGCCUCACUCAACAACGGGGGCACGUUGCCAGCCCCAGAGGGUGGGAUCAAAGAGUCCAGUUCCUGGGGGACCCAACGCACCCAGGAUGUGUUUUAUGAAACCAGGACACCAGCUUUUGAGCGAGGCCACUCAGAAGAAAUCCCCAUUGAACGGGUGGUGGAAAUGAGGGAGAUCAGCCCCGCAAUUGCCAACGGAGAGCACCAACCAGGGCUGGAGAGCCAGGGUCGGGCGGCUUCCAUGCCGCGCCUGGCUGCCGAAACGCAGCCCAUCCCGGACACGAGCCCCAUGAAGCGCUCCAUCUCCACGCUGACCCCGCAGCGUCCGCACCCCAUGCACCUCUACGAGUACUCCCUGGAGCGCAUGCCCACGGAGCAGGUGCAGCACCACCACCACCACCACCGCUGCCACCGGCGGAAAGAGAAGAAGCAGAAGUCCUUGGACAGGACCACACAUCAGCUGGCCGAUGGGGAAGCUGUGCCCCAAUCUGGUGAAUCUUCUUCCAAGGACAAGAAGCAGGAGCGUGGACGGUCCCAAGAGAGGAAGCAGCACUCUUCCUCCUCUUCAGAAAAGCAGCGUUUCUACUCCUGUGAUCGCUAUGGCAGCCGGGACCGAGCCCAGCCCAAGUCUGCCGAUCAGAGCAGGCCCACUUCGCCCAAUGGUGGGCCUGAGCAAGGUCCCCACAGACAGGUGAGGAGAUGCAGGGUGGGAGGAGAGCCCUAACUUCUGCCGGGGACGUGCAUUUUCUAUGCCUUUCUUUAAAAUAGAGGAGAUGAAAGACUACAGAUGGGAAAGCCUUUGAGGUCCUGCUUGUCAUAGGAUUGCUUGGGUUGGAAAGGACGCUUAGGCAUCAUCUAGUUCAAGCCUCUGCCAUGGGCAGGGAUGACUUUUGGCAGAUCAGGUUGGCCAAAGCCCCAUCCAACCUGGCUGUGAACACCUCCAGUGCCAGAGCAUCCAUUUGCAUGUAAUGUAUGACCACAGGAAAAGCUGGGCAUCCUCCCUUGGACGUUCUAGGUCACUGAGUAGUGGUGAUCCUCCCCAUCAUCUCCAUUAGCAUGCAGAAAGCCUGGCAGGUGCUGGAGUCAGGGGC